Dioscorea cayenensis subsp. rotundata (Guinea yam) is the source of this 1592-nucleotide messenger RNA. RefSeq names its product serine/threonine-protein kinase PCRK1. The coding region runs from base 197 to 1438 and encodes 413 amino acids. The transcript is spliced from 4 exons. NCBI's taxonomy places the organism in Eukaryota, Viridiplantae, Streptophyta, Magnoliopsida, Dioscoreales, Dioscoreaceae. The record is from RefSeq and is a predicted model, not a curated record. Gene Ontology annotation, molecular function: ATP binding; protein kinase activity. Gene Ontology annotation, biological process: protein phosphorylation.
UACGUUAUCUGCCACGUGGAACUACACGACAAAACCUCCGACAAUACGUACUUCAAAAAUUAACCGUUUUCUUAAGCAGCCCCCUGAAAAGAUAUAAAAUUACAACAACGUCUUUCGAUUUGUUUCAUAAAAACCCCUGAACUUUUAACUAUUUCGCUCCCCUCCAGCCCUGCUUCUGCUUCUCUGUUUCUCUUCGAUGAAGUGCUUCUACUUCCCCGGGCCGGAGAGGGACGAAGGUGGAUCGAUUGUGGCGAGGAUCCCGUGGGUGAGGUCCCUCAGCAUGGCGUCAGGUGGGGUUGAGUCGAGGCGGUCGGAUUCCGAGCCGGCGAUGGAUUGGAGGAGAGAAGAUGGGCUCAGAGCUUUUGGAUUUGCGGAGCUGAAAUCGGCGACGAGGGGGUUUAGCCGCUCGUUCAUUAUCGGAGAGGGAGGAUUUGGUUGCGUUUAUAGAGGUGUUGUUUGUGUUGAUGAUGAGAAGACGAUGGAUGUCGCAGUGAAACAGUUGAAUAGGAAUGGAUUACAGGGGUAUAAGGAAUGGAUUACAGAAGUGAAUUUCUUGGGUAUAGUCAAGCAUCCCAACCUUGUAAAUUUAGUGGGUUAUUGUGCUGAAGAUGAUGAGAGAGGCAUUCAAAGGCUUUUGGUAUAUGAAUUAAUGCCUAACCGAAGCUUGGAGGACCACCUAUUGGGUCGGAUUUCAUCGAAGCUCUCAUGGCUUUUACGGUUGAAAAUUGCACUUGAUGCCGCACAUGGCUUAGCAUUCCUCCAUGAAGAAAUGGAUUUUCAGUUGAUAUUCCGAGAUUUUAAAACAUCAAACAUUCUUUUGGAUGAACAUUUCAAUGCGAAGCUUUCAGACUUCGGCCUAGCAAGACAUGGACCGGCAGAGGGAGUUGGUCAUAUCUCGACAUCAGUUGUAGGAACAGUGGGUUAUGCAGCUCCAGAGUAUGUUCAGACCGGAAAAUUAACGGCCAAAAGUGACGUCUGGAGUUUCGGAGUAGUUCUCUAUGAACUGAUAACAGGAAGACGGUCAUUGGAUCGAAACCUGCCAAGAAGUGAGCAAAAGCUCUUAGACUGGGUGAAACCUUACGCGACUGAUCCUAAAAAACUCCAUCUUGUUAUAGACCCACGUCUCGAAGGCCAGUACUGCCCGAAAUCAGCUCAAAAGCUUGUUGCUCUCGCAAACAAGUGCUUAAUGAAACAACCGAAAUCCCGUCCACGGAUGAGUGAAGUGGUUGUGAUGCUUGAACACAUUAUUGAGAUGCCGAAUGUGAAGACGAUCCCGAAAGCUCUCAAUGCAUCUUCAUAUGCAAUCGAGGACGAUAACGAUAAAACAGUGAAUGUGAAGGAAAGAAGUAGUUUUAGGCAUAGAGUUUUCGAAUUAAGAGAGAUUAUUAGAUUAAGGAAGUUGGAUUGGCCUGUGAUGAGGCUUGGAAGAACAUUGUGAUUAAUAUGAAUUUUCCUUGUUAUCCUUUAAAAUUCUUAUCAUUUGGAAGGUAUUGAAGAAGAAGAAGAUGAAGAUGAUGAUGAUGAACAUUAGUUAUGUUGUGCAUCUCUCCCUUCCCUUGUUCAUUGUUAUUGAUUUGUUUGAGAUAUGUAAU